Molecule: messenger RNA, 7010 nt
Organism: Myxocyprinus asiaticus (Chinese sucker)
Lineage: Eukaryota; Metazoa; Chordata; Actinopteri; Cypriniformes; Catostomidae
Exons: 1
Coding region: 984-5405 (1473 amino acids)
Source: RefSeq, a predicted model, not a curated record
AAGACAAAGAGAGAAAAAUACAAUUUUCAAAAGUUUUUAGAGCAGGCAGUUACAGUAUUUUCCACAAACCAAAAUAAUGAAUAGAACAGAAAUUAUACAAACAUACAAUUCUCUCAAUCAUAAAUUCCAUAAAAUUAUGAUGAAAUAUAAACCUUUAAAGGAGUAUUCUAGGUUCAAUACAAGUUAAGCUUAAUCAACAGCAAUUUGUGGCAUAAUGUUGAUUAUAGUCCCUUGUAUUCUUUAAAAAAAGCACAAAUCUCAAAUACAAUGAGGCACUUACAAUGAAAGUGAAUGGAUCCAAUAUAUAAAUGUAUAUAAACAAGACGUAAGCAAUAUCUGUGUUAACAUGAUUUUAGUGUAAAGUUAUAGUAAAUCUUACAACUUCGCUGUCAUGACGCAUAACGCCGUAAACACUAAAACCCUAAAACAACUGUAAAAACUGUGAUUUAAAGAACUUUACAGCUCAAUAAUGCAUACGUUUUAAAAGAAGAAUUCAUGUAAGUGCUUUUAUACAUUAGUAAGCUUCACAUUUCUGCCUUUAAACCCUCGAAAGAAUUGCCCCAUUUACUUCUGUUACAAGUGCCUCACUGUUAGCUCGAUAUUUGCUUUUUUUAUGCCACAAAUACUGUCGAUUGAGCUUAACUUGUAUUGAACCCGGAAUAUUGCUUUAAGUAACCCUUAUGUAGAAAAUGAUGACAUAGUAUACAAAAUUAGCUUCUGGCUAACUGAAUAGCUAUCUAGCUUUUGGCUAGGUAAACAACGGGCUUCAUACUCAGCUUCAACUUGUUUUUUAUUGGCAUAAUGUCAUCCAGCUUUUAUAAUACUCAUGUGUUGAGCAUGAUGAACUUUCAAAGUGAAAUUCAAAAUUUGCAGGGAGAAAGAGAGAUAAAGUUUUAAGCCAAAGUUAGCAUUAGGACUGGCUUUAAGUUUUAAAUUUAAUACCAGACAUCUAUUUGUGGCUUCUCUUUAAUGCAGGUGUUGAAAUGCUGAUGGAUUUAAGUUACGGUAGCCAGCCUAGCCUGCUUCCACAGCAGUAUCCUCCCCCUCUACUGCCCAAACCAGGGAGAGACAACGCUCGUCUGCAGAAACUACUGAAGAAAAAUGCCAAGAAGAAAGUGGGCUCUUCCUCUCAGACACCCAUCCCAUUUCGGUCUAACCUAUCACCAGUAAAUGAGGCCAGCCCUGAUCUGGAGCACAGCAACCACUCCACUCCUCCAAGGACUCCAGAAACCCCUCUCUUCAGCAGGACCCCCGACUCCCGCUAUUCCUCCAGCAGCCCUUCCUACCAUUACUCCUGCUCACCGUACUUAUACUCUACCAAUAGCUCACACUACAGUUCCACGCCCACACUGUCUGCACAGUCAUCCUCAAACCCUGCCCGAUCCCUGGAGCACCAGAUAGCACCACUAUAUACAUGCUCAUCUAUUCUUUUUGACGAUGACAUGGAGCAGGCCACAGAUGCAGACCUAGAUCCAUCAUUUGAGAUAGCCUUCAGCCAAAUUCUUCAAACCAGUUUCUCAGGAGUACAAAGCCUUUGUCAUGCAGUGGACACCUAUCAAGCCUCAGUGCAAAACCAAGCCCCCAUCUUGGCUCCGGUCCAACCUCCUGCUCCAAAUUUGACAUCAGCCUGUGCACCAGUUUACCAGACUACUGUUUCUCAGGUGGCAGCAAGCCACUCUAAUGGAGAAGGAUAUAAAAAUUUUGCACCUGCACUCAUAACUCAAAAGCCUCUUAAUCACAUCAUGGAAACAUCAUACUUGAGCACUAGCAUGACCUCCACAAUGCAGAAAAUACCACAAACAAGGAUUUAUACUCCAAAGACCUCAUUUUAUGAAAUAUCAAAGCCACCUACUGAGGAUGCUUUGACAUGUAAUUCAGCAUAUCAAACACUAUCCACUACAAAAAUGGGCACAACUACAGUAACAGAUGUUAAACAAAAUGCAAAGACAAUGUAUGAAGCUAAAACACAUUGUCAACCAAACAAAUAUGCGAAACCAGUGUCAGGGGUACACAGACCUGUUUUUCAACCUGGUGAAGACAAUCAACCCUUGUUUGCAUUAAACUCUGUUUUAUCCUCCACAAAUGAAGCAACAGUCUCUACAGAAAAUUAUCUGGGACCCAAACCUCAAAAUCAUUGGCUCCAACCUCUCUUAUCGAUAAAUGGAACAACUCAAAGUUCAGAAGCUGAUAAUGACAAUGGUCUAAUAAAUUCUGCUGUGGAUAAAAUUAGGAAUUCCACUCCAAAUGGUAUGGUUCACUUAGGAAUCAAACCAUUUAUUUCCAAGGCCUAUUCUGAGGAAUACUUGACACCGAAGAUUUCUAAAUGUGAAGUUUCCUUAUCCAAGACACUUGCUGAAACUAGUAAGUCAAGCUCUAGGGCAUCUGAAGUGCUUACAUCUACAGUUCCACAGGCAUAUCCAAUGUCUAAAACUGAAAUUUCAGAAACCUGUAUGAUGAUACCAACCAACUCUGUUCCAAAAGAUGUACGUCAGGAGACAUCUAUGCUUGCACCCUCACGCACUUACAACACACCCAGUACUCCUGUAUAUUGGUCACCAAGACCACCAGCAUGUUUUGUGUGCAAACAGCGACCAUCACAAACUGAAUCCAACAUCCCUAAACGAAAGUCAACCUACUACGGAUUGACACCUGCAGAAUAUAUUGCUUAUGGUGGAAUCAAGGUCCAUUUACAUGGCGAUCCUCCUGUAUCUAAGCCUCAGAUACCUGAAGAUUUAAAAAACAUUACAUAUUCCAUAUCCAAACCUCCUACCAAGACAUUUCAAGAAAUAUCCAAUAUUGUAUCUGAUUUCAAGGAUGAGAAAUCUUCUGAUGUGCAAUUACCAGUUUCAGAGGCUUUACAAACUUCUGUGGCUGCACUGACCUCACAAAACACAACAAAUCAAGAGAGAGUAUUGGUAACGGACAAAACUGAAAUACAAAUUAUCAACAAUCCCAUCUUGGAUAUACCAGUCGAGACAAUCCCUGGAGUAAAAUCAAGACCUUUGGCUUUAUAUUCUGAAGAUUCAAUGUCCCAUGGGCUACAAACAACACCUUUAAGAAAGCCACUUAACACAUCCAGUGCUGCAGUAGCAGAGGCUCCAAGACCACCCAUUUCAGGGGCUACAGACACCAUCACACCCCCUUUUAUGACAGAGGGGGAAAAAAUUCCAACUUACCUUUUUCCCCUGGCACAAUCAAAUAUUCAGAACUCAAAUAUACCUGGAAAAUUAACAAAGAAUUUCUUGUCAUUUCAAAAUAUUCCACUGCAAACAGCGCAGUCAGAGAAUGCACACAGAUCUAUAUAUCCAACCGAAAGUUAUAAACCUGCUUCAGCGCAAACAAUGCAGUUGCAAGUUUCACCAAAUGUAGAGCAGAAAACUAAACUGUCAUCUUUACAAACUCACCAGCCUUGCUCCUCUGUCCACAACUCUACUACCAUCACCACAGGUAGUGAACGUCACAAUGUCAUAAACACCAACAAUGAAAUCCCAGCUGUAAAUAAUAUCAGAACAACCUCACCUAACAACAAAGAUUCUAGAAUGCCAUCUGCAGACACCAGAAGUUACAAUAAAGUCCCUCCUGAUAUUAAAUCAGCAGCCCUCUCAAAGUCAGAAGAACCUAAACCUGCAGCUCUCUCAAUGUUAGGUGCAUCUAUGUUUGCAACCCCCUCGCAGACAGAGGUAUAUAGACCUGGAGCCUCAUAUAAGCCUAAUACAUCCAAUCCAUUAUUUUUGUCCAAAUCAAAUGUAUCUAAUCCUACAAGUUUGCUUAAAUCAGAUACAUAUAAUCCUGCAAAUAAUUCUAAGUCAGUAACAUCUAAACCUGCAGAUCCUGUUAAAUCAGAUGUAUCUUAUCCUGCAGCUCUGUCUAAGUCAGAAGCAAAAAAAUCUGAAGUUUUAUCAAAACCAAUUACAACACCUCCCUCUUUGAAACCCACUGCUAAAAUCAACAUAAACGCUGAAGACACCAAAAGUGAGCAGAUGCAAAAAAAUGAAAUCAACCUGAAUUCUAUUUCAAACCAUUCAAACAAAACAAACACACCAUCCAAAAUGCCUUCAGAUGCACAGAUAUUUUCAGAGAAUCCUGUAGUUGUCAUCAACAAAGAGAUAGUUGCACCUAAUACUGAAGCCCCAGUCACACACCUGGCAAUGGAUAAAUCUUUCAAGCAAGACAACAGCAAAGAAAACUUAAUAACAUUAAAUGAGCUAAAACCAUCCAUAGAUUUUGCAUCAGACUUGAAUGACUCCAAUAACACAAACACUGUUUUCGAAGCUGCAGCUGAAGUAACAGCUGACUCUAAAUCAAGCUUCCACAGUUCAACACUACAAACCAAAACAACCACAAAUAUCAAACCAUCUGAUAAACCAUCCAAAUCUACGAAAAUGGAAAGUGUGCAAACCAAAUCCUUAAAAACUGAUACUCAAAACCCUUUAGCAUGCUUAAUAUCAAAUGCCAAAUCUAAAGCUCAAAGUACAGAAACAAGCCUUGCUGCCAUGCUUCUGAAGGCUGCCAAAUCCCUUCCACUCUCUUCAUCUACAGAAACAAAAAACUCUGCUAAGUCCCAGAUAGAAGUCAAAGCACCCAAUUUAAUUGCAAAUUCUAGAAUGGAUGGAAAGGCACCAUCUGCUAAAGACAGUAAAGAUAGUGAGUCAAACUCCAAGUCUGACACCCGAAAACCUCAUGACUGUUUGAGAGAUUCGGUAACCAUUGAGAGACAAAACUAUGCUGUUGACAUUGAGGUGUCCAAUGAAAAUAAGAGCCACACAUCAGACAUGGAUGGCAAGGUUAGCAAAGAAACUCCAUCUGAUCCCGCAUCAGGGGAUUACAAAACACAAAUUGAACUUAAGGCUGUUCAGAAACCCAAAGGUCUAAAGGCCAAACUCAGUGGCUGGACAAGACUAAAGAAACACAUGGUGGUUGAACCUGAUGCACCCAGUUUUCCAGAGUCUGAGACUGAGAAAAAUGCUGAGAAAACAAACAGCAAGACAAGUGGUAAUAACAAGUCUGCAGGGACCAAAGAAGAGUCGGCUGGUCAGGAUGUUGUGAAAAUGAAAGAGGAGCCCAGGUCAGCAAAAAUGUGGGAUGCUUUACUUUUUCAUAUGUUCUCCACAAAGGAGAACAUUAUGAAGCAGAUUAAUUCCAACAAAACAGAGGAACAGCGGAAGAAAAUAGAGAAAGAUGACCAGCUAGUUCCAUCCUUUGUCAACCGCCUGCCCGUCCUUCUUUAUAGCCCACGCUUUGAUGCUCGAAAGCUGAAGGAGGCGGCUGCAAAACCUCUUAACAAAAUAGCUACAGCCUUUGAGAGAGGGCUGUUGCAACGCAAACAGAAAGGUGAAGAGCCAAAAGACUUUAACAGAAUAGCUAAAGGAUUUGGUACACCUACAUCAAAAACUACAGAUGUUUGAUUUUGUUUAAAUUGUAUAGUGUAAAGUUUAUGUAAACUUUGAUUUAAACUAGAAUUAUCCAAUUGUAAAGUUAAGAAUUCAGCCUUUAUGUGAUGCUGUAUGCUGUUCAUUUACCCUGUUGAAAAGACCAGCAUUGCUGGUCACCAGCAUAUGUUGUGUUUCGGAUGCUGGUCCACAGCAUUCAUUAGGAUGCUGGUAUGCUGGUGUCUCGACUAGGCUUCUAAAUAAGCUCAACCAGCAAGCCUCUCUUGGCCAAGCAGCUUGUCUGGUGAUGGACCAGCUAGACUGUCACAAGACCAGCUUGGAUCACCAUGGAAAUUCAUGGUGUUCUUUUCAGCAGCGUAAUUUCAUUUUUUUCUUCUUCAUGGAAUCAACAAAACAUCUGAGCUCUGCUCUAAGCAGUGCUGUGAGGGACUGGUCAGCAGAUAGUGAGGCCUAGUGCAUUCCUAUAUUGAGAUGGCUGAUGGAAAGAGCGACUGAUGGGUGCAGCUGUCCAGGAUGUGGAAGGAACACUGUGGAGAGUGAGGAAGUGAGCAAGGUCUGAAAACAUAAUGGUGAGAAUGAUCAGCAAGGAAAGUGGCUCAGAGAGCAGUGUGGCAUCCAGGAGAUGGAUCUGGGGUUCAGGAUUUGUCUUGUCAGUUGUGUCAGGUAGUGCGAGCACACAUGUUGAGAAUAGAGUGGUUCAGAAUGUGAAGUUUUGAGGGUUAUCAGAGGCCUGUUCAUUUACAUAGCAGAAGUGGACUAUAAUUUUACAUGGCGUGACAUUUAAAAUAAAAUGUGGAAUUGAGGAUUAAAAAUAUCAAUGUUUAUCAUGAAAUAUGACAAAAAUGUAAAAUCAUCACUCCUUGUAUCAUGAUAAAUGUAUAGAGUAGUUUCAUUUUUGUUCUUUCUAAACUGAUGUUUGUUCGAAACCAUUUGGGUGUUGGGUGUUUUCUUUUUUGAUUGUGUUUCUUGUUUACAGUUUUUUGUUGCGAAAUAUUGAAAGUGAUUUUUUUAUGUUUAUGGAUUUAUUUGUUGCUCAGUUUUUGUGAAGAGCUGUGACCUGCAUGAUUAUGUUGACAGGUAUGACAGCAGGGAUGUGACAUUUACACAGUACUGCUCAGGGCUGACAGGAAACUUUUCUUUAGAAGCUGGUAAUUAUGGCAGCCCUGUUCUUCAAUUAUGGCAGGCCUGUACUUUAAGGAUCUUUGCAGCUGACUGCUGUGUCAUACCCUCAGGAUUACUCACUCUACAUCCACAUAACUCUCAGUUAGGUUAAAUUUUACCACACUACACUAGUAUAUUAAAAGGGGUCUGGUUACACAGAUUUUAAAUAAAGGCUCAUCAACACAUCAUAAGUUCAUGUAUUAUGCCCUUUUCCAUUUAAGAGCAAGGUAAGAAAUCACAACAAAUUCUAAAACUCUCAUUAAUCAUCACACACCUGCUCUACCCUGUGCACUGACGGUAUUUUAAUACACCUAAGUUUGUUUUUAGAUAAUCAGCAUCCAAGCUAAUGUGAAACACAUUUAUCAUAUUUUAGAUACUUUGAUAAAGCAUGAACUAUGUUUGUACACUAAUGCACACUCUGUAUUUAUAUUUUGUUAUUUUAAAUAAAGAAAUACAAUU